Molecule: messenger RNA, 813 nt
Organism: Gongylonema pulchrum
Lineage: Eukaryota; Metazoa; Nematoda; Chromadorea; Rhabditida; Gongylonematidae
Source: the annotation of a GenBank genome assembly
AUGGAAUAUUACCAGGACAUUCAAGGGAAUGUGUUCUUCGAGAACAUUUCAUUUGCGUAUCCACAAAAGCCGGGACAGCCAGUUAUGAAUGGCCUACAGUUCAGUGCUACCAGGGGACAAACGGUGGCAUUGGUUGGUCCAUCGGGAUGCGGCAAAAGCACAGCUAUCUCGCUGCUUGAACGAUUUUACGAUCCCGAUUCUGGUUUUGUGGUAUUAUUUUCAUUGCUUUUUUUUGACAAGCGCUUAACAAAAAUUUUGGAGCGCUUCGACGGCAGUGACUUACGAACAAUGAACCUGUACAAUCUGCGCAGUCAGAUGGCACUGGUUGGUCAGGAGCCGCGGUUGUUUGCCGGGACAAUUCGUGAGAAUGUCUGCUUCGGACUCAAGGAUGUGAUAUCAACGGAAAAAAUAUGCGAGGCAUUGGAACUGGCUAAUGCAAUGAAAAUUGUUAACUCAUUACCCCAGGGUCUGGAAACCGAUGUGGGUGAAAAAGGCGCCAAAUUAUCCGGUGGCCAAAAACAACGGGUAGCAAUUGCACGAGCAAUAAUACGCGAUCCAAAAAUACUCCUUCUGGAUGAAGCAACCAGUGCGCUUGAUUCAGAAUCAGAAAGGGCAGUGCAAGAAGCGCUGGAUCGAGCACGCGAAGGCCGAACAUGCAUAACAAUAGCGCAUCGUUUGUCAUCAAUUCAAAACGCCGAUCUGAUCAUCUACAUCGAAAAUGGACGUGUCCGAGAAAUGGGCACCCACUCAUCGCUAAUUGCGAGUCGCGGACACUACUACGAUCUAAUCAAAAAACAGGAUUUAGCUGCAUAA